Clonostachys rhizophaga is the source of this 1470-nucleotide messenger RNA. Lineage: Eukaryota; Fungi; Ascomycota; Sordariomycetes; Hypocreales; Bionectriaceae. The record is from the annotation of a GenBank genome assembly.
AUGGCACCAUCAUCGUCAGUCAGGGUCUAUGAGACUCCUCCUAGUAUCGCCACCAACAAGGACUUCACAUUGGAGGUCCGGUCCAAAUCGCACGAAGCUGAGGACUGGAGCAGCGUAGGCAUCUAUGCUGUGCAAGUAUCGGAACCUAAUGCCGCCAGUAAUCUAUUUCGCCGCCAUACAAUAGCGGUAGCAUCGGUAGACUUCGACGGUCCGACCGAAUUCAAGGUUUCGUUCAAUGCCGGCCAAGUCUCUUCAUUCGCCAUAAGGCCUCGUUCAUAUAACAUCCAAACCACCACCGAUGGUUCAAACCGCCUGUCUUUCGUUCUUGAAAAGCCCCGGGAUAUUAUGAUCGAGGUGAAUGGAAAUAAAUGGCAAGCCCUUCACAUCCUGUCCAAUGCAAUCGACCAUCAAGCCCCAACGACAGAUACACCUGAUACCUGGUACUUUGGCCCUGGAAUAAAUCAGGGAUCGGUAUAUAAUAAAGUGCUUGAAGGAGACGGUGUAAAUCUCUUCGUUCCAUCUGGUAAAACAAUACAUCUUGCCGGUGGAGCAUUCAUUACGUGCCGCCUUAACUUUGUUGAUGUCUCCAAUUGCGCUGUGCGAGGGCAUGGGUUCAUUCUGGGACCCGAGGGGGGCUAUGUGCACAGAGAACAUGGAGGCGCCAUUCAUAUGAGUGGCGCGACAAGCAUCGAUGUGCAAGGCGUAACUUCUCUCAACUCCAACGGGUUCACUCUCUCAGCUGGACAAUGCAAGAACGUACACAUUGACCGUUACCGGGCAUUUUCUUCCGCUGGAAAUGGGGACGGAAUUGAUUUCUUUUGUUCAUCGGAUAUUGUCAUUGAGAACUGCUUCCUCCGGACAUCUGACGACUGCAUCGCCUUUUACUCCCACCGAUGGGAUUGGCACGGAGACACAACCAACGUCGAUAUCCGCCACUGCGUACUUUUGCCGGAUAUGGCGCAUGCUGUCAAUGUUGGGACUCACGGAAACCCAGAAAAGCCAGAGAUCAUGAGCAACAUCACAGUCAGUGAUAUUGAUGUGUUGGACCAUGAGGAAAACCAGCAAUGGUAUCAGGGUGUAAUCGCCCUCAACGCUGGCGACAUGAACACCCUCGAGGAUUUUACCUUUGAAAAUAUCAGGGUGGAGAGAAUCACCCGGGGUCAGCUGGUCAAUAUCCGCGUGAUGCAAAAUGCCAUGUGGACAGUGGCCCCCGGAGUUGUUGUGAGAAACGUGAGGUUUAAAAAUGUGAGUCUUGAUACGGAUAACUGCAAGGUCGUCAAUCCCUCCAUGAUCCUCGGCUACGAUAAGGAUCGCCCAGUCGAUAAUGUGAGGUUUGAGAACCUGAAAAUCGGCGAUAGAGUGGUUCACACAAACAUGGAGAAGCCUAGAUGGUACAUGGUGUCAGACUUUGUCCCUCUUUUUGCUAACGAGCAUGUUCGUGGCUUGGAAUUUAUUGGAGCUGUCGAGUAG